AUGGACCCAAACCCAGACACCNCCCGAACCCAACCAUCCCCAGGUCUCUUCCGCUAUGUGCUAGGCUUCCUCCUUGUCGGUGCAGCAUGGGGUCUAACAACACCUUUCAUGCGUCGCGCCGCCGUCGCCUCCUCUUCAACCUCAACCCCCGAAUCCCGCGCCUGGCUCGAGCAUCCAAAUACACCCUGGCUUAAAGCAAAGGUCUGGGGUGUGUUGUACAGUGUCUGGGACGUUCUCAGGAAUCCAGCUUAUGCCAUUCCGUUUUUGAUCAACGUUACGGGGAGUGUGUGGUUUUUUUUGUUGAUUGGUCAGGCUGAUACAUGGAUAGGCAUGGCCCUAGUCCUUGGUGGAAUCGGCCUCUGCGUGCAUUCAAAAAACACCUGA
This is a messenger RNA of Aureobasidium musti, 384 nucleotides long. NCBI's taxonomy places the organism in Eukaryota, Fungi, Ascomycota, Dothideomycetes, Dothideales, Saccotheciaceae. The record is from the annotation of a GenBank genome assembly.